AUGUCAAGUCCAAGUGAAUCAUUGAUAAAAGCCAGAGAUUUGGCGUCCAAUGGUAAUUAUGUAGAGGCAGAAAAACAAUAUUUCAGUAUUAUUCAAGGUAAUAAUGUUGAUGAGUUACCUAGUAAUAAAUUUUUACAAGAACAAGAAUUCAGUAUAUUAGAAUUGGGUAAAAUCUACCAAGAUAACAAACAACCAGAUAAAUUAAAACAAUUGAUUACAGAUUCUCGUUCUAUCUUAGGUAACUUUGCCAAGUCCAAGACUGCCAAAAUUGUCAAAGCAUUAAUUGAAGAUUUUGAUACAAUUCCUGAUACUAUUGGUUUACAGAUCUCUGCCACUAAAGAAUGUAUUGAUUGGGCAGUUGAAAGUAAAUUAUCUUUCUUAAGACAAAACUUGCAAUUAAAAUUAAGUGACUUGUUGUACAAAAAUGGAGAUUAUAAAGAUUCUUUGAAAAUCAUCAAUGAAUUAUUAAGAGAAUAUAAGAAAUUGGACGAUAAAUCAUCAUUAGUUGAAGUUCAAUUAUUAGAAUCUAAAAUUUACCAUGCUUUAAGAAACAUUCCAAAAUCAAGAGCUUCAUUAACUGGAGCUAGAACUUCAGCCAAUUCCAUCUAUUGUCCUACAAUUUUACAAGCAGAAUUAGAUUGUCAAAGUGGGAUAUUAAAUGCUGAAGAAAGAGAUUAUAAAACUGCAUUCUCAUACUUUUAUGAAAGUUUCGAAGGAUACAAUUCUCAAGAUGAUUCCAAAGCUAUUGAUGUUUUGAAAUAUAUGUUAUUAACCAAGAUUAUGUUGAAUUUAGUUGACGAUAUAAAUAAUAUUUUGAGUCAUAAGAAUGUUGUAAAGUUUCAAUCAAAAGAUAUUGAUGCUAUGAAAUCCAUUGCUAAAGCUUAUUCCAAUAGAUCAUUGAAAGAAUUUGAAACUUCUUUAAUCACUUAUUCAAAAGAAUUGAAAUCUGAUCCAAUCAUCAAAAACCAUUUCAAUUCAUUAUAUGAUAAUUUAUUAGAACAAAAUUUAUUAAAAAUCAUCGAAUCUUAUAAUUGUGUUGAAUUAUCCCAUAUUUCUAAGACCAUUGGUUUGAAUUUACAACAAGUUGAAGGGAAAUUAUCUCAAAUGAUUUUAGAUAAAGUAUUCUAUGGAGUCUUGGAUCAAGGUAAUGGUUGGUUAAUCAUUUAUGAUGAACCUAGAAAAGAUUCUACUUAUGAAGCUUCAUUAGAUUUGGUAAAGAAUUUGUCCAAUGUAGUGGAUUUAUUAUAUGAAAAAGCAUCAGCUUUAAAUUAG
Molecule: messenger RNA, 1272 nt
Organism: Yamadazyma jaroonii
Lineage: Eukaryota; Fungi; Ascomycota; Pichiomycetes; Serinales; Debaryomycetaceae
Source: the annotation of a GenBank genome assembly